Messenger RNA from Fibroporia radiculosa, 1371 nucleotides. RefSeq lists its product as uncharacterized. Gene Ontology annotation, molecular function: protein binding. Lineage: Eukaryota; Fungi; Basidiomycota; Agaricomycetes; Polyporales; Fibroporiaceae. The transcript has a single exon. The record is from RefSeq and is a predicted model, not a curated record. Bases 1 to 1371 code for a protein of 456 amino acids.
AUGAGAAUUGCAGCUGGAUCAAUGAAUAUGUGGCCGUCACUUCAGAGAGUGAUCUAUGGGCAUACAAAUCUGGUCACAUGUGUUGCAAUCUCGCACGACGGCAGUCGAAUCGUGUCUGGUUCGCAUGACAAGACGAUCCGAGUGUGGGACGCGGACGCCGUGCAGCAACCGGGCAAGUUGCUCCAGGGCCAUACGGAUAGUAUCGCAUCUAUCGCAAUCUCGCACGAUGGCAGGCGAAUCGUGUCCGGAUCAUGGGACAUGACCAUCCGAGUGUGGGAUGCAGACAUGGCGCAACAAGUGGGCAAGCCCCUCGAGGGCCAUACGGACUGGGUCACAUCUAUAGCAAUCUCGCAUGAUGGCAGGCGAAUUGUGUCCGGUUCGGAUGACAAGACCAUCCGAGUGUGGGAUGCGGAUAUGGCGCAGCAAGUGGGCAAGCCUCUUGAGGGCCAUACGGACAGGAUCAGAUCUGUCGUAAUCUCGCGCGAUGGCCGGCGCAUUGUGUCCGGAUCAUGGGACAAGACCGUCCGAGUGUGGGAUGCGGACAUGGCGCAGCAAGUGGGCAAGCCUCUCGAGGGUCAUGCGGACUGGGUCACAUCUGUAGCAAUCUCGCACGAUGGCAGGCGAAUCAUAUCUGGUUCAGAUGACAAGACCAUUCGAGUAUGGGACGCGGACAUGGCGCAGCAAGUGGGCAAGCCUCUCGAGGGCCAUACGGACAGGGUUACAUCGGUCGCAAUCUCGCGCGAUGGUCGGCAAAUCGUGUCCGGUUCGAGUGACAAGACGAUCCGAGUGUGGGAUAUGAACAUGGCGCAGCAACUGGGCACCCCUCUCGAGGGCCAUACUGGCUGGGUUGCAUCCGUCGCAAUCUCGCACGAUGGCCAGCAACUCGUGUCCGGUUCGAGUGACAAUACCAUCCGAGUAUGGGAUGCGAACAUGGCGCAGCAAUUAGGCAAGCCUCUCGAGGGCCAUACAGGCUGGGUGGCAUCUGUCGCAAUCUCGCGCGAUGGCCGGAAAAUCGUGUCUGGUUCGGAUGACAAGACAGUCCGAGUGUGGGACGCGGCUACGGCGCAGCAAGUGGGUAGGUCUCUGGAGGGUCAUAUUUACAGGGUCACAUCUGUCACGAUCUCGCACGAUGGCAGGCGAAUUGUGUCCGGUUCGAGUGACAAGACCAUCCGAGUGUGGGACGCGGACAUGGCGCAGCAAGUGGGUAAGCCUCUUGAGGGCCAUACGGGCUGGGUCACAUCUGUCGCAAUCUCGCGCGAUGGCCGGCGAAUUGUGUCCGCUUCAGUCGACAAGACCAUCCGAGUGUGGAGUGCAACUCAUAGUACGCUUCUGCUUUGUAGCGGCCCUCGAGGAUUCACUGCUGAGUCUUAA